Molecule: messenger RNA, 1688 nt
Organism: Limanda limanda (common dab)
Lineage: Eukaryota; Metazoa; Chordata; Actinopteri; Pleuronectiformes; Pleuronectidae
Product: flavin reductase (NADPH)-like
Exons: 5
Coding region: 47-724 (225 amino acids)
Source: RefSeq, a predicted model, not a curated record
GAACGCUGCUGCUCUUGAACGUUUCCCUCGCUGACAGGAAGUGUGGAUGGACAAGACUCUGAGGAUGAAGAUCGCUGUGCUGGGAGCCACUGGGCAGACUGGUCAGUUUCUGGUCAACCAGGCGCUGCAGCAGGGUCACACGGUCACCGCCGUCGUCAGGAACCCGGGGAAACUUGCCAUACAUCAUGAUAAUCUCAAGGUGGUGGAGGCUGAUAUUUUCUCCGCGGACAGUCUGAAGAGUCAUUUCAAGGGACAGGAUGUGAUCAUGUCCUGCCUCGGCUUCCCGGCCUCCUUCUUCUCGGGCGUGUCGGGCUACACCCUGUCCAUGAAGGCUAUGAUCAGCGCCAUGCGAGAGGCCCGGGUCAACAGGAUCAUCACCAUGACCUCCUGGUACACUGAGCCCAACUCAGGAACGAACGCGCCUUACCUCAUCCGCUUCCUCCUGCUGCCGAUGAUCCGGAGCGUCCUCACCAACAUGUAUGAGAUGGAGGAGUUCCUGCAGAAGACAGAGGACGUCACCUGGACCGUGGUCCGUCCGCCUGGACUCAAGAACCUGGCGGCUUCAGCUCAAGAGUUUCUGACCCACGAGGGAUACUUUGUGCCCCCCAGCAGCGGUCAGCCUGCAGGCGGUGCGGUGGGAAGAGGAGACGUGGCUCGCUUCAUGCUCUCUCUGGUCAGCAGCAACGCCUGGGUCAAGAGGGGGGUCGCCAUCACUACCAAAUGAGAAAGGAAGAAGAGUAGUGGCCAUUGCCAAAGCGUCUGUUCACGUUUUCCAGCCUUGCAGAUAUUUAUUUAUAUUUCCUUUUCAGAUAUCAACCUUUGAGAUUUUUGGCCUCCACUGCAAUACAGCAGAGGCAUAUGGAAGGUUUUUGUUUUCAAAUCAUUCUCAAAUCUAAUCUUUAGACAUGUUCUUAAUUAACCUAGAGACCAUUUUGUCUAAAGAAAUGUCAGAAAAUGGUGAAAAAGUAAUUAUAGCGCAAGGUGACUUCUGCAAAUGUGUCAAAAACCCAAAGAUUUGUUAUGUUUUAAUAUCACACUUCAAAAAUAAAAGUAACAGUUUAAUCCACAUUUGAAUAAACCAAUGGUUUCUGCUUUGAACUGAUCAACGUGAAGGUUUGGGCUGCUGCAGGUAGUAACUGUCUUCAUGGUCUUCAUUCUGCCGGAGCUAAGGAAGAGUUGGGUUGAACUGGCCCUUUAUCAACAAUGGCAGUUUACUUCCUGCCUCAACAGCCUAUCGUUGCCUUAUACAUCUUUUUAAUGACUCUUGUUUAUUAUCUAUGUUUGUUGUUUGUAUGAUCAGGGAAAACUCAGCGAGGUUACACUGCUCUCACUGUUUGUAAGACAUGAUUACAGCCACAUGAGGUCAGUGUGGCGCCCCCUCCUGCAGCAGCAAGUGACCUGCGACUUCAUUUAACUUACCAAGUCUGUUCGCUUUUUAUUUAAAGUGGAUUUAUCAGAAUGAAAUAAAACCUUCCAGGUUCAAUAUGUUGUUAUUUAUCAGCAGUAAUUUAGAUAAAAAUGUACUACAUUAUUAAAAUCAGCACUCAGGAGACGUCUGUAUGUACAGUGUGUACAGUACAUGGGGAUGUUCCCCCAAGUCAAACUAUUUGAGGUAUUUGAAGUUACAGGAAAUUUAGGUUUGCUCUCUGAUGUUUGUUAAAAAAAUAUAUAUAUAUCUGAACGCCAAA